AUGAGUGAGAUGUCACAUAGUCCUAGUGUCGAUCAAUUGACGCUCGAUGAAAAUGAUAAUGUCGAAAUAUCUCAAAUGCUUUGGAACCAUUCACAUUCAGAAGAAUUCGUUAGCAAUAAAUCACAUGAUAGUUCCUUCGAUAUAAAUAAUUAUAAUACAGAUGAUUUGGAGGAUGCAGUCUCUGAGUCUGGUUCAAACUCAGAUUUAGAUAUGUUGGAAAAUGUUCAAUCAAAAUCGUAUACGGCAACGCCACAUGGUGUAGAUAGUAACAACAACAGCAUUGGGAAUGAAGAGGAAUUCUACCAACCAUUGCCGCCACCAAAGGAAUUGGAUCCCGAUAAACUUUAUGCUCUAUAUGCAUUCACUGGAUCUGAUCCAUCGUAUUGUCAAUUGACACAGGAUGAAGAUUGCAUAUUGUUGAACGAUGAAGAUGCUUAUUGGUGGCUGGUUAAACGGUGUAAGGAUGGAAUAAUAGGGUUUGCCCCUGCAGAAUUGUUAGAAACAUUUUGUGAGAGAUUAGCUCGGUUGAAUUCCUGGAAGAAUGAACAAGCAUUACUUAAUCAAAUUCGUUAUGGACCUAAUCAUCAACAGUUGAAAAAUUAUAAAAACGGAAACAAAUCGGUGAGCUUUAGUGAAGUAGUCUCAUAUGCGAAUGACACUUUAAGUAGUGUCCAGGUGAAAAACGUGUUAGAAGAUCUUGAUAAUGAUUAUGAUGAUGACGAUGAUGAUGAUGAAGAUGACGAUGAUGAUGAUGAAGAUAAAGAAGAAGAUAUUAUAAAACCCUUAAAAUUUUCUGUAUUCCCAGAAUCUACAUCACAAUCUUCAUCACAAUCUUCAUCGGAUAAAUAUUUACUACAGUCAUCUGCAAGUAUAGGAAACUGUAAGACAGAUAGUCAAAGUUUGUCAUCAUUAUUAACUGAACCCUCUAACACUAAAAAUGAUUCGUUGCAUCCAUAUAUUGCACAUCUAUAUACACCUGUCUUCACACAAGUUGAUGAUCUUCUAGGUAAAUUAAAUACCUGGAUAACUUGA
Molecule: messenger RNA, 1032 nt
Organism: Maudiozyma barnettii
Lineage: Eukaryota; Fungi; Ascomycota; Saccharomycetes; Saccharomycetales; Saccharomycetaceae
Exons: 1
Coding region: 1-1032 (343 amino acids)
Biological process (GO): establishment or maintenance of actin cytoskeleton polarity
Cellular component (GO): microtubule cytoskeleton; cell tip
Molecular function (GO): protein binding
Source: RefSeq, a predicted model, not a curated record